Molecule: messenger RNA, 4440 nt
Organism: Cylas formicarius (sweet potato weevil)
Lineage: Eukaryota; Metazoa; Arthropoda; Insecta; Coleoptera; Brentidae
Product: sodium-dependent serotonin transporter
Exons: 10
Coding region: 170-2047 (625 amino acids)
Biological process (GO): serotonin uptake; sodium ion transmembrane transport
Cellular component (GO): membrane; neuron projection
Molecular function (GO): serotonin binding; serotonin:sodium:chloride symporter activity
Source: RefSeq, a predicted model, not a curated record
CCGCGACGUCCAACAGUGAAGACGCGCAGUAGUUGAUGUAACGUCGUCAAGCAACGUGGUCGCACGAUCCCCAUCAAUGACGCCUGGAACUACCGCCGCCAAAUUUCAAAGAAAAGUCGCAGCCAUGUUGCCAAAGAGCAGCCACUAGCGUGUGCCGUUCAGCUGUACGAUGGUGGUCACCAACGGGCAGGAUGAUCAGAACGGCAGCAACGAGUUCGAUCGGAAAACCAACAGCACCGCGGACGUGGGAGGGGAAGCAGCGGCGGGAGGCGGUGAGAACAAUUGCAAGCAAUCCCCGUGCAAGAACUCUGGUAACAAAGAAACAUCGAAAUUGGCCUACAAGCCGAACAAGGACAACGUUACCAGGGUGGUGGUGGUGGGUCUGACGCCGGAGAGGAGACGGGAGACGUGGAACAAGAAAGUCGAGUUCCUCUUGGCAGUCGUCGGGUUCGCGGUAGACCUGGGCAACGUCUGGAGGUUCCCGUACAUUUGCUACCAGAAUGGAGGGGGUGCCUUUCUCAUUCCGUACACGAUAAUGCUCAUUUUCGGCGGUCUUCCGCUGUUUUAUAUGGAACUAGCGCUAGGACAAUUUCACAGAAGCGGCUGCCUUACCAUAUGGAAACGGAUAUGUCCAGCUUUGAAAGGGGUCGGAUAUGCGAUAUGCCUCCUGGACAUCUACAUGGGCAUGUACUACAACACGAUCAUCGGCUGGGCGGUCUAUUAUCUCAUCGCUUCCUUCACCUCGGAACUGCCCUGGACUAAGUGCAACAACGCGUGGAACACUAGGGACUGCAGACCUGUCACCAAACUCAACUCCAAUGUCAAUUCAACAACACCCGCGAAAGAAUUUUUCGAGAGGGAGGUUUUGGAGCAAUACAAAUCGGACGGUCUCGAUCGGAUGGGACCCAUAAAACCCGCGCUUGCGCUUUGCGUUUUCGCGGUAUUCGUUUUAGUCUACUUUUCGUUAUGGAAGGGAGUACGCAGUACCGGAAAGGCAGUGUGGAUAACGGCACUCGCGCCUUAUAUCGUCCUCAUCAUCCUGCUGGCACGUGGAGUGACGUUGCCGGGUGCGGUGGAGGGUAUCCGGUACUAUCUCACCCCCGAGUGGCACAAACUGUACAAUCGGAAAGUGUGGAUAGACGCCGCGUCGCAGAUCUUCUUCUCCUUGGGUCCGGGCUUCGGAACGUUGCUGGCUCUCUCCAGUUACAACAAGUUCAACAACAACUGCUACCGCGACGCCGUGAUCACUUCCACCAUCAAUUGCUUGACGAGCUUUUUGGCCGGUUUCGUGAUAUUCUCCGUGCUAGGUUACAUGGCCCACGUCCAGCACAAGAGUAUCGAGGAAGUGGGCCUGGAAGGUCCGGGACUCGUGUUCAUCGUUUACCCGGAAGCGAUAGCGACCAUGAGCGGCUCGGUGUUCUGGUCCAUCAUAUUUUUCCUCAUGCUCAUCACCUUGGGCUUGGACAGCACCUUUGGCGGUUUGGAAGCAAUGAUAACCGCCCUCUGCGACGAAUACCCGAGGGUGUUGGGCAGGAAUAGGGAGGUGUUCGUCGCGGUAUUGCUGACCGGUAUUUACAUCUGUGCCUUGCCUACCACUACCUACGGUGGUGUCUAUCUCGUAAACAUGUUAAACGUCUACGGUCCUGGGCUAUCCAUUUUGUUCGUGGUGUUCGUGGAGGCGGCCGGAGUCUGUUGGCUCUACGGAACGGACAACUUCUCCAGGGACAUUGAAAAAAUGAUCGGCCACAGGCCUGGCAUCUUUUGGUGCAUGUGCUGGAAGUACAUCAGCCCUGUAUUUCUCCUGAUCAUCUUCGUAUGCUCGAUCUUAACUCACGAAGACAUGCUCGGUGAGGAGUACAAGUACCCGAACUGGAGCCUGCAGGUCGGUUACAUCCUGACCGGGUCGUCCAUCAUCUGCAUCCCCCUGUACAUAGUGUAUAAGUUUGCGAUCACCCCCGGUAGCUUUGUACAGAGAUGGAGAAUGAUCUGGCAGGCGGAGCAUUCGUCGGAUAACGCGCUGACGUACUGUGGUGGUACCGAGGUGUGACCAGAAUCCGCAGUUACCAGAUCCUACACCAUUGAAUGGUUAGUUUAGCGGAGUUUCGUAGAUAAACUCCUAGAGUUGCCGAUUUUUUUUUAAAAAAUUGUCUAAUAGAAUAUAAGUACCUGGUGAUGUGGUUAUGGUUUAAAAAAAUAGAUAUUUCGCUGAUGAUGGAAAAAAAAUGGUUGGUUCGUCAAGCAUCAAAGCGGAUUAAAGACAAAAGAAAGAAAAAAGGGGCCCUAUGUUAUGUUGUUUUUUCCGCUGUCAAAAUGUUAGGUUAUGGUACGUCCCCAUUUCAACAAGUUCGUAUAAAAAUUAAGCAGCCAAAGACAAAUGUCAAAUACGAUUUUUCAUCUCGUUAUUACCGAAGCUUUUACUUUUGUUAUAUCAAAAGUUGAAACGAUGCGGUUUUAGACUUGCUUAAAAUAAAAACUCAUAAACCUUUCGAAAAUAUUACUCAGAAUGUGAAUUUCAUACCGAAACAUUAGACGAUCUUUCAGGAACGUUGGAAAGAAGAUUAGCUUCGACGUUAUCAAAAUUAAUUGAGUUAAAUGUGGAUAUCAUCAGCUUAUCAAUUAAUUUGAUACAAAAGAGGUCCAAGAAUUGAACCUUGUGGCACUCCCGAACAAACUGCAGCCUGUAAUCAAAAUACGGCUGGAAAAAAGAUACAGAUCGAUCACUGAAACAGUAAAAAACAGUAAAAAAACUAAUAUUUCUUUCACUGACAAAGCAAAAUUUGGCAGCCAGUUAAUGUGAGGAGAAACAUAACUUAAACCAAACGAAAAUCACUUUUAAAAACGUCUAUAAACAAAUUUACCUUUUACCGGUGCCCUUCUGUCAUUUUCGGUGUUUCUUAAAGAGUGAAAAAAAAUCAUUUUUCAGAUUUUUUAGAUUCAAACUAGGGUUACUCAGCUGGGCGUCAUCAGCAUAUGACAAUGUGGACAACAAAGGUCCAAGAAUUGAACCCUGUGGCACUCAAGUCAAGUAAGACCAGUAUCGUUCAAACAUUUUCAUUCAAAUUCAAUCAUUAAUACACAGUAAAGCAGCAAGCGUGUCAUGAUUUGGACGAAAAUUGACUGGUUUGAUGUAAUUAUAUUACGAUCAGUUGUAUACGAAAGUACUUGCUGAUAAACAACCUUCCCCAAUACCUUGCCAUGCACAUGUAAUUGACUGAUCAUCGAAGCCGAAGCAACCUUCGGAAUUGGGAAAACUUUGUCUGUUCUCUGUAUGUAUGCAAAGUACCCAGUCUGAUCAAAAAAACAGAAUUACUUAUUCUAUUGUAUUUGCAAAAUCCAAUCAGUAUCCGCGCUGGUACUGGAAAAAAUAGACAAGAAGUAGUUGUUGAUAAUUUGUGGAUAUUGCAAAAUUUGUUUGGGUUUGCUCAGCCUAACUGUUUAACUUGGCCAUGAGUGCCAAAAAGGGCUCUUUCCUCAAUAUUUUUAAUAUAACAAACAUUAAACAGCUAAAAUGGCAUAUUUUGAAUAGUUUUUCAUGCGCAUCUUUAGUAUAUCCCUAAUCGGCGAAAUAUCUAUGAAACAUAGCGGUUUUUAUUGGGUAUUAAGGGGCAGCCAUUUAAAAUCCAAUUACGCCGUUUUGAUUGUUAGUUUUGGUUAUUGUUAGGUGUGAUAAAUGUUUAAAAUAAAAAACGUCGAUACAACGUGUAAGUAAGAAACAAACAAAAAUGUUGAGUUUGGAAGAAAUGGGUAAAACUUAGACCGCUCAUCGGUGUAUAUAAAAAUUUAAUUUAUAUGAAGAUUUUCGAUUAUGGUGAUAAGUCUGGUAGCAGCCAAGACCAGUCUUAUCGAAACCACGUGCGAAGGACCCUUAGGCUUUAAAGCAGCGUUUUGUAAAAACAAAUUAAAUUGUAGAUGUGUUAUAUUUCAUAGUUGUGAUAAGAAUAUACACGGUGUUCUAUACAAAUAUUUCUCAGGAUAAAGUUUUCGAAAAAGUGCCUCAAAUGCGAGCAAAAAACAUUUUACCAAAGAUACCCCUCGAGUGGAUUUUGGGACACCGUGUAUAACAAACUGCGAGUAUUUUUACUAGACAAUAUAAAUUACGACGUACUUACGAUAAAUUUGAAGUAAAACAUUGGCUUGCUCAUGAUUUUGCUCUAUUAAUCAAAAAAAAAAAAAAAACGCACGUUGUUCGAAAGCAAAUUCGUUAAUUUUUUGAGUUUUUGUUGACGAUUAAGAAGACGCUUAAUCUAUACAAGGCCUGUAUAUUUUACGCUUGAAAUGACAGCCAUAUUUCAAGUUUUUUUUUCCGUAAAACAAAGGCCUACCAGAAAAAAUGCAUAUAUUUUCGCUAUUUCAUUCCGAGAUAAUUGUUUAACGACGUUGUAAAUACCCUUUUGUAUGGGCCCUUAAACCUUUUACAGCCAGAAGGGAUUAAGGGCUUGG